Lagenorhynchus albirostris (white-beaked dolphin) is the source of this 564-nucleotide messenger RNA. It is a transcript of the gene IL32, whose product is annotated as interleukin 32. The transcript has 3 exons. The record is from RefSeq and is a predicted model, not a curated record. Gene Ontology annotation, biological process: immune response. Lineage: Eukaryota; Metazoa; Chordata; Mammalia; Artiodactyla; Delphinidae.
AUGCAGGAGGCCUGGGUUCUGCUGGGUGAAGCUGAGAAUGUCCUGGCCCACCUGAGACGCAGGAGGGAGAAGGACCAGGCCUCUUUGUCCCAACUCUGUCUCUCUUCACAGCAUGAGUGUGUGGACGACUUCUGUGAUGACCUCCAAAGUCAACCCCAAGCAGAAACACAGGACCAACUCAGUGAGAACCUGCUUGAAGCUGUGGAUGCCGAAGUUCACAACAAUGUACCGGAGUUCACCCCCGUGCUUGGUGAAGUGCAGCAGGAAUUCCGUUGUAGAAUCCGGAAGCCCUCUGGUACUGACAAUCCAGGAGACCCGGAGAGGCCCUCUGGCUCUGACAAUUCAGGGGACCAGAAACCGGGAAAGAGCUUUCCGGACAUAGCGCUGAGGCAGUUCUGAGAAUGACUGCAGAAGCUGAAGCGGAAGUUUUUUGUUGCGCUUGCCUGCCUGCGGCAGAAGGGGGCUGCCGGCCUACAGGCCUUGCGCAGUGCGGUUGAGGCCAUCUGGGGAGAGUUGAAGCGUUUCUUCUCCUCUGUGGGGCAGGUCUUCAAGAGCCUCAUCUAG